GAAAGCAUCGAUAAUGAGUAGUUUAGGCUACUUAAAAUAGACUAUUUUACCUAUUAUUAAUUAGUUUUUUUGGUUAUUAGAGUUUUGUGUUAACAGCAAAGGCCAUUGAAAUCAGUUCUAAUGUAGCUGCUGGUAAUGUAGAGUGUUCCUAAUCUGUCACUGAUGAGGAUCCGUGUUAGGAUGCUGCAUUAGAAGACAGCUUGCUGUCUUACAUGUUUCAGAACAAGUCUGUCUGUGUGCUUUCUAGUUAAUAUGAUAAUUAGAUGGGCCUUGAUGGACAUAUUCUGUUAAAACAGCACACUCAGUACUAAUGCCAUAAAUGGACCCUACACAAUUCUGUGCUGUUGACCUGUGACCUCUAGUUAAACAUUAUGUGAUAAGUGUUAGUUGAUUAUGAUUUAUUACAGGGAGGGUGUAACUGGAUGUCUAACACACAUGUGCUUAACGACUCACAGUAAAGAUUAACUGAGAAACAAAUCAUCUAAACACAGCCCAUUAUUAAAGACGUCAAGAGCACUCUGCUCAAUAUACAGGCUGUACUAAACCUGAUUUUCUGCUCUACUGGCUUAUGUUUAAGGCUCUAAGUUCAAUCUACUAGCAUCCGAAGAAGGAAGAGGAGAUCUCCAAGUGCUUUCAGUUGUAUCCAGCAGAAGAAUGAAGAGACAUGGUCGAGUUGGGCCUGACAGGCCUGAUAGCCUUGAGCUUGAACUGACUGAUGGAAUCUCUAGUCAGUCAGUGCGGCCGAUCAUUGCUUCUCCAGUAUCCAUGACAUCAGUUAAAGAUGUGGGGCGGUCAGUCGCUCACCUGGCGUCCUAUGCAAGAGGGCGCUGGAAACAUGCUACCCGCAAGUCUGUGAGGAAGAAACCCACAGAGGAAUAUGUAGGCAGCAAAUACAAGGGUCUGGCAAUGGAUGAGGACAGUGUAGAUGGACAGAAGAAGAUCCAACUGAAUAAAAGGCUUCUGGAUCACUUUCGAGUUCUGGCGGCCAGCAAUAAAGACACAGAUGAGGUCAUGCGUGAAACAGAUGACUUGGCUCCACUUUGGUGAACUUUGGGAGAACAUCAUGUCGUAUUUGUCAGGGCCACACAGUGAUAUUGAUUUUUGCUUUCAGGUGGACCUGCAGUUUCUGAAUGAUGUCCUCGCGAAUGGAGCUGACCCAAACUCAGCUGAUAAAUAUGGGCAAAUGGCCCUGCAUGAGAUCUCCCGGGCAUGGAACGUGGACGUGAUGCGUUUCUUCUUGGAAAGAGGGGCGGAUUUUCAGAGGGCCGAUGCUUUUGGAGUGACACCUCUUCACGUAGCCGCAGCUCUGGAUUAUGAGGAGAUGCUGCAGUUCCUGUUAGAAAGAGGAGCUGACAUUGAAGCUCGCACGAAUAAAGAGAAGCAGACCCCACUGCACUUUGCUGCUAAGAAUGAUGCUGUCGGGGCAGUGAGGAUGUUGCUGCAGAACGGGGUGGACAUCGCUGUGCGAGACUAUAAAGAGAGAACGCCUCUACAGCUGGCUGCUAACUUCAAUCGGAGUGAGACAGCUCGUUUGCUGCUGGAGUUUGGAGCAGAUGCUGGGGUGCAGGACUCUGAUGGACAGCUCUGCAUUACAGCCAUGAUUAGUAAAAUGACUUCUGUGGCUGAUUUGGCAAUGAAUCAAUUCCAUAUGAAAGACCGAAUGACCCGAAAACAGUUCUACUACCUUCAUCUCAUGGAGCCGAAACCUGCUGACAAGACAAACCCAAAAGGUUCUGAUCCAUCAUCACCGCUGGAGAUAAUUGUCAAUCAGGGGAAACUGGAUCUCAUCAUGCACCCCGUAGUGCUCAAACUCAUCACUAUCAAAUGGAACUUAUAUGGCAGAAUGGGAGCCUGGAUACUCUUGCUUCUCAACUUCUUAUUUAUCGUGUCCUGGACAACAGUAGCCAUAUCUGUGUCAGUACGUCAAAAUGGUGAUCGGUACAAUCUUCCUCAGGACUGGUGGCGUGUGUUGUUGGUGGUUUUGGCACUAGUGCUGACGGUGGCUGAGGUGUACAGGGAAGUGAUGGAGAUUGUGCGAUCUAAGAGGAAACUGAAGCACUGGCAGCGUUGGACUGUGCAGAAAAUCAAUGAGGACUUGAGCUGCUCUCACCCUAUGUGGCCUGAGGAACGCAAUUACUUGGAAGGCCAAAUUAAGUAUAUCCGAAACCUGAAAGGAACCUACUCUCAAGACCUCUGGAAUAUCUUUGAUUGGCUGGUCUAUUCGCUGCUGCUGGCAGUUCUGGGCAUCCACUUGGCAGAUGUAUUCCUAGUGUCCGACUCACUUCGACAGAACAGUCUUCGCCUCUUUGCAGUGUCCAUUAUUUUCCUGUGGUUAAGGCUGAUGAAGCAUGUCCGAGCCUUUAGGGUGAUGGGACCCUUCAUUGUCAUGCUGGGGAAGAUUGCAGGCGACGUGCUGCGUUUCCUUUUUCUCUAUAUAGAGAUCUACGUUCCAUAUGCCUGUGCUUUCUGGAUCAUAUUUGGAGGUUUAGCUGAGGUGCCAAGUAUGAAGACGGUUCCUGAGCUGCUGUACAGCUUGUAUCGUAUCACCCUGGUGGACGAGUAUGAGUUUGACGCCAUGCUGGAUGUGGACGCAGUGAUGGCCUACCUGCUCUGUGGAACAUUUCUGGCCCUCUCUGCUAUUCUCUGUGUUAAUUUACUAAUUGCUCUGCUUUCUGACACUUUCCAAAGGGUCUAUGACAACGCUCUGGCCAAUGCAGUGAUGCAACAAGCUGCUAUCAUUCUGCAAAUAGAGGAAUCCAUGUCUUGCCUGAGACGCUGCUAUGACAACGAGUACAUCCACCACCACUGUGCCCCGCUUGGAGAGUUCUACGACGAUGAUGUCACCACUAACCCAGAACAACACGCGGAGAUGAAGCAGCUCACAGAACAGAUCAAGGAUACUUUAGAUAAAUAUCUGCACAUCCAAAGAGAGACAGUCUCACCUCAGUUAGCCUAUGCAGGCGCCGGAGGAGAUACCACAAGGAGAAGUACUGCACUUCCAGAGAAAGAAGAACAUCUCAAGACUCUUUACAUACUUAAGAAAGACCAGCAGAAGCACAGUCAGGACCUGAGUGAGCUGAAGGCUGAAGUGAAGGAACUCCAUAGUUUGCUGCUCAGUCUGAUACAGUCCAAGACAUAUACUGAUGACGACAGGAAACCCUCUGUGACAGAGCAACCUACAGCGGACGCUAAAACCUCUGAAACGAAUUAAUGAAUUGCGUAAAUCAACAUUUA
Carassius carassius (crucian carp) is the source of this 3234-nucleotide messenger RNA. RefSeq names its product transient receptor potential channel pyrexia. Gene Ontology annotation, molecular function: protein binding; calcium channel activity. NCBI's taxonomy places the organism in Eukaryota, Metazoa, Chordata, Actinopteri, Cypriniformes, Cyprinidae. Bases 1004 to 3211 code for a protein of 735 amino acids. Gene Ontology annotation, cellular component: membrane. Gene Ontology annotation, biological process: calcium ion import across plasma membrane. The record is from RefSeq and is a predicted model, not a curated record. The transcript has 18 exons.